This is a messenger RNA of Acanthochromis polyacanthus (spiny chromis), 2222 nucleotides long. It is a transcript of the gene ift46, whose product is annotated as intraflagellar transport 46 homolog (Chlamydomonas). Bases 619 to 1599 code for a protein of 326 amino acids. Gene Ontology annotation, biological process: cilium assembly; intraciliary transport. Lineage: Eukaryota; Metazoa; Chordata; Actinopteri; Pomacentridae. The record is from RefSeq and is a predicted model, not a curated record. Gene Ontology annotation, cellular component: centrosome; motile cilium; intraciliary transport particle B. The transcript has 5 exons.
UCUGCGCGCCGUAGCUCGUUGCCAGGAUACGGUGCACCGCGCCAGCUCCUCUGUUGAACACCGUUUGGAUGCAGACAGACGCUAAUAAACGGAACUCGGACCGCGAAUUAAAGCGUUUUACGAAAUUAUAAACGGUCGUUUAACGUCUGAGACACCGUCUGUCAGCGGUCUGGGUCGAGGUACCUGGUUCCAAACGCCCCGCCGUCGGCUUGUUGUGAGCUGCUGGACGCUACUAUUAAAGGCUGGUUGCUACUGUUAGUAGCUAAUUGCUAAUGCUAACAGCCACUUGCUUAUGUUAGUUGCUGUGUGGUGGUGUUAGCUGCUGAUUGCUAAUGUUAGCAGCUAGUUCUAAUGCUAACGGCUAGGUGCUAAUGUAAGCAGCUUGAUUCUUAAUGUAAACUGCUUAGUUGCUACUACUAGCUUGCUGUGCGGUUUGCUCUCCUCAAAGCGGAGAAAGCGUUAAUUUAACGGACAGAACAGUUAAAGGUGCCCAGAAGUUGGUUUGAAAGGACUUUUAACCGACCAGCUGAGCUGUCCGGUCACAAAGAAACCGCUCCGAAGGUCGGCUUCAACGUCCAGAGACGCGGUGGCCUCGGUGCUAGCCGCUGUGGUCCGCCUAUGGAUCGGGGUGCCCGGGAGAGGGCCGGCCGCCUGCUAAAGAACCAACAGUACGACGAGAGCCUGGAGGUGGCCGACGGUGAGGAGGUGGCCAGCGUCUACAGCCUGACUCCCCGCGGCCAGCGGCAGUCAGAGUCAAGGAGGAGCCGGAGGGUUCGAGGCCUGAUGUCGGCCAACAGCGGCAGUGACGAGGACCACAAGCCUUCAGGAGCCAAAGAGCCGACGGGGGCCAGUCCCAACGAGGAGGAGGAGGAGGAGGAGGAGGACGAUGACUCUGAUGAGGAUGAUAGUGACGAAGAUGACGAGCAGGCGGAGGCUCCAGAGGGAGCGUACGACCCGGCCGACUACGCCAACCUGCCUGUCAGCACCGAAAUCAAAGAGCUGUUCCAGUACAUCACACGGUACACGCCUCAGUCUAUGGAACUAGAACACAGUCUGAAGCCCUUCAUCCCAGACUUCAUCCCUGCUGUUGGAGACAUUGACGCCUUCCUGAAGGUGCCGAGGCCGGAUGGUAAAGCCGACAGUCUGGGCCUGCUGGUUCUGGAUGAGCCCAGUGUGAAGCAGUCAGACCCCACAGUGUUGUCCCUUUGGCUGUCAGAGGAGACCAAGCAGCACGGAGCCACAGAGCUGAAGAAGGUGACCAGCGUGGCCAGUCCUCAGUCCAACCCGCGGGCCGUGGACAGCUGGGUGGACAGCAUCAGCGCCCUGCACCGCUCCAAGCCCCCGGCCAGCGUCCAGUACAGCCGGCCGAUGCCCGACAUCGACAGCCUGAUGCAGGAGUGGCCGGCCGAGCUGGAGGAGCUGCUGGGUCGCCUGCAGCUGCCUCCGGCCCGCCUCCACUGCAGCCUGCCGCAGUACGUAGACCUGGUCUGCAGCCUGCUGGACAUCCCCGUCCACAGCAGCCGCAUCCAGGCGCUGCACCUCCUCUUCAGCCUCUACCUGGAGUUCAGAGACUCUCAGCACUUCACCCGCAGAGUGUAGGAGCAGCUUCUACAUAGCAAGGACACGGGGACACUCUGAAGGACACCGAUACCAACAAAUGUCAAUAAAUACCAAUAAAUAUCAAUCAUUUUGAACAGAUUUUCAAUCAUUUCCAAAAGAUCUCAGAGUAUUCUUGAAGAGUUUUGAACAUUUCUGUCAUUUUGGAUUUUUUUUCUGUAAAUUUAAACUCAUUCUGUAAUUUGGGACAAACUGAGUUAUUUUUAACAAGUUUUCUUUCGUUUCUCACCAUGUUUUGCCCAGAAACCUGCAGCUUCUCCUACACAUUCUUCCAUGUUAUUCUUUUUUUUUUUCAACUUCCACAGUUAAAGAACUCAUCCUCGUGUUUGUAGGAGCAUCCUGGCUCUUUUCAGUCAGAGAAACUGGUGUUUGAAGAAUCAGUGCAAGCUGGAGUUAUGAAAAAUUUGGUGUAAAACUUUGAUUUAAUAAGUAAUAAACAGCUGUCAUGGUUCUGGUGAGUUCUUCAUCCUCGUCUUUGUCUUGUUUCGGGUCAUUCUGGACACUUGAUUUGCACAAAUAUUUAAUCAUGUUUUGUUCUUGCUUUGAGUCUGUUAUCUCUCCACCUCUGUCUUUAUCUGACUGAUAUUCAAUAAAGUUGGACACGA